Molecule: messenger RNA, 399 nt
Organism: Cyclocybe aegerita
Lineage: Eukaryota; Fungi; Basidiomycota; Agaricomycetes; Agaricales; Hemipholiotaceae
Source: the annotation of a GenBank genome assembly
AUGGUUAAUCAAGUUGAUCUAGAAGAGGAGCUAAGCACUACCUGGCAUGCAUUUUAUGUUAAGCACCUGCUUGAUAGCUCUAUCCAUGAUAGCGACGAAAUUCAGCUUGCAAGAUUAGAGUUGGAAGACGAAUUCUCCAAUAUUUUCUUAGGUGCAGAUGACAAAGACUUCUGCAACCAGACCAACAACGACUUAGAUGAAGAUACAAUGGAGAUGGGGAUUAGCCAACAAUCCGUAGGAGAUUCCUCCAUCUACCUCUCCCCUAAGUCAGGAGAAUUCGAUCACGACAAAUCCACAGAAGGCAAAGUUUCUCUGGACAGUAACCCUGUCCAAGACAAGAUCCUAGCAGAUCAGAACCCCUCUUCACUGAUGUGCUCAACCCCACCAACUCUUGAAUAG